AUGGCAAAUCCGAAGCCACAAAUCAAGUACACCAAGUUAUUCAUCAAUAAUGAAUUUGUCGAUGCAGUAAGUGGAAAAAAAUUCCACACUAUAAAUCCAGCGAAUGAAGCAGUCAUAGCUGAAGUUUCAGAAGGAGAUAAAGCUGAUGUCGAUCUGGCUGUGGCCGCUGCAAAAAAAGCAUUUUCAAGGAAUUCAGAAUGGCGAAAAAUGGAUCCAUCUGUUCGAGGGAAACUCAUGAACAAGCUGGCAGAUUUGAUAGAGCGGGAUGCAACAUAUUUAGGCAAUAUUGAAACUCUUGAUUGUGGAAAAACAUUCACGAGUUCAUUAGGUGAUAUAGCUGGAAGUGUCAGUACGAUCCGUUAUUACGCUGGAUGGUGCGACAAGAUACAUGGAAGCACUAUCCCUGUUGAUGGUAACAACUUCGCAAUGACCAAAAAAGAACCAGUCGGAGUUGUGGGUCAAAUAAUUCCAUGGAAUUACCCACUUGCAAUGGCUGCAUGGAAGUUGGGUCCUGCUUUGGCCACUGGAUGCACUAUAAUUUUGAAACCAGCAGAGCAAACUCCACUCAGUGCUCUUUAUUUGGCAUCUCUUGUAAAAGAAGCUGGAUUUCCACCAGGUGUUUUAAACGUUAUUACGGGAUACGGUCCAACGGCUGGUGCAGCUAUUGCAGAACAUCCUGAUGUGAAUAAAGUUGCUUUUACUGGAUCCACUGUUGUGGGACAUAUAAUUAUGGCCGCUUCAGCGAAUAGUAAUCUGAAACGAGUAAGCCUUGAACUUGGAGGAAAAAGUCCUCUUGUGAUUCUGGAUGAUGCCGAUGUUGACGAGGCAGCAAGAAUUGCGUACAAUGCAAUUUUCGACAAUCACGGACAAAGUUGCUGCGCCGGAUCUCGUACUUUUGUACAAUCCAAAAUUUACGACAGAUUCGUAGAUCGAGCCAAGCAGCUCGCAGAGCAGAGGAAAGUUGGUGAUCCUUUUGAAAACGGUGUUGACCAAGGACCUCAGAUCGACCAAGAUAUGUUUGAAAAAGUCAUGGAAAUGAUCAAAUCUGGAAAAGAAGCCAAAGCAACAGUCGAGACUGGUGGAAAUCGUCUCGGCAAUAUGGGAUUCUUUAUAGAGCCCACCGUCUUUUCAAAUGUAACUGACGACAUGAGAAUUGCCAAAGAAGAAAUUUUUGGCCCAGUGCAAAGUAUUUUGAAGUUCGACACACUUGAGGAAGUAAUUGAGCGCGCAAAUAACACAAAAUAUGGUCUUGCAGCAGGCAUAAUCACGAAGAAUAUUGAUAAAGCUUUGUUGUUCGCACAAGCUGUUGAGGCUGGAAGCGUUUGGGUCAAUUCCUAUGAUCUUAUAACGGCUCAGACACCUUUCGGAGGGUAUAAAUUAUCCGGAAUCGGUCGAGAACUUGGAGAGGAAGGCUUGCACGAAUAUCUUGAGAUCAAGACAAUCAACAUCAAGCUUCCUUAACUUUUUUAAUAACCAGAAUAUAUGUGUGGUUUUUUUAACCAUUUAUAUUAUAUUUUUAACACUUUUCGAUAAUAAAGGUUGAUUCGG
This is a messenger RNA of Belonocnema kinseyi, 1548 nucleotides long. RefSeq names its product retinal dehydrogenase 1-like. The transcript is spliced from 10 exons. The record is from RefSeq and is a predicted model, not a curated record. Gene Ontology annotation, molecular function: aldehyde dehydrogenase (NAD+) activity. Bases 1 to 1461 code for a protein of 486 amino acids. Lineage: Eukaryota; Metazoa; Arthropoda; Insecta; Hymenoptera; Cynipidae.